AUGGGGAGGAUCAGGAAAAACCACUUUGGGAUUUUGACUUUUUCCUUACUAGUGACUUUCGUCUGGGCUCAAAGCGUCAAGGAUAUCAAAGAUCCGAGCAAUAUGCCUCUGGUAAAAGAAACAGUGGACAGACUGAUGAAAGGAUACGACAUUCGGUUGAGGCCAGAUUUCGGAGGUGCGCCGGUGGCGGUGGGGAUGAAUAUAGACAUAGCCAGCAUAGACAUGGUCUCGGAAGUCAACAUGGACUACACCUUGACAAUGUACUUCCAGCAAGCGUGGCGGGACAAGCGCCUGUCCUACUCUGAGAUCGCCUACAACCUGACUCUGGAUAACAGAGUGGCAGAUCAGCUGUGGGUCCCCGACACCUACUUCCUCAAUGACAAGAAGUCCUUCGUUCACGGCGUCACGGUCAAGAACAGGAUGAUCCGUCUCCACCCAGACGGCACGGUGCUUUAUGGACUCAGGAUCACCACCACUGCAGCCUGCAUGAUGGACCUGCGUCGCUACCCUCUAGAUGAGCAGAACUGCACCCUGGAGAUCGAAAGCUAUGGCUACACCACGGAUGAUAUCGAGUUUUACUGGCGAGGUGGAGAUGGCGCCGUGUCCGGGGUCGACAGAAUAGAACUGCCACAGUUCUCUAUUGUUGACUACAAACUCAUCUCCAAGAACGUGGUCUUUUCUACAGGUUCCUACCCCCGCCUGUCCCUCAGCUUCAAACUGAAGAGGAACAUUGGUUACUUCAUCUUGCAGACAUACAUGCCUUCCAUCCUGAUUACCAUCCUCUCCUGGGUCUCCUUCUGGAUCAACUACGAUGCCUCAGCUGCCAGAGUGGCCCUUGGGAUCACUACGGUGCUGACCAUGACCACCAUCAACACCCACUUGCGAGAGACGCUCCCUAAGAUCCCCUACGUGAAGGCUAUUGACAUGUACCUGAUGGGCUGCUUUGUGUUUGUCUUCCUGGCCCUGCUGGAGUACGCCUUCGUCAACUACAUCUUCUUCGGCCAGGGUCCCCAGCGGCAGAAGAAGGCGGCUGAGAAAGCGGCCACGGCCAAUAAUGAGAAGCUGAGACCCGACCCGAACAAGUGGCUGGUGGGAAAUGUAGUUCAGAGAGAUGAUGCUCUGUAUGCCAGAAUGAAACAGAGGGAAAUUGACGCAUAUGACUCGAUGUGGGAUCCCAUCUUUGUGGACGAUGCCGCAUUAGGACUAGGCGAGCAAAGAAAUAAGGUACUGGAGAUGACUCCCGACGACAACAUCCUGUUCAGCACCUUGGAAAUGAAGAAUGAGAUGGGUGGUGCCGGGGAUCUGUCCCGGGGCCUGGGAGCACCCGGAGACCCCCGUAACACCAUGCUGGCCUAUGAUAGCUCGACGCUGCAGUACCGCAGGGCAGCCAUGGCCCGCCAGAACUAUGGCCACAGCGCCUUGGAGCGCCACGCCCAGAAGAAGUCGCGCCUACGGAGACGGGCCUCCCAGCUCAAGGUGAACAUCCCAGACCUGUCCGACGUGAACUCUAUCGAUAAGUGGUCCAGGAUGAUCUUCCCCACCGUCUUCUCCUUCUUCAACGUGGUCUACUGGCUCUACUACGUCCAUUAA
Molecule: messenger RNA, 1590 nt
Organism: Xiphias gladius (swordfish)
Lineage: Eukaryota; Metazoa; Chordata; Actinopteri; Istiophoriformes; Xiphiidae
Gene: gabrb2a
Product: gamma-aminobutyric acid type A receptor subunit beta2a
Exons: 10
Coding region: 1-1590 (529 amino acids)
Biological process (GO): regulation of membrane potential; nervous system process; signal transduction
Cellular component (GO): neuron projection; membrane; synapse
Molecular function (GO): neurotransmitter receptor activity; extracellular ligand-gated monoatomic ion channel activity; GABA-A receptor activity
Source: RefSeq, a predicted model, not a curated record